UCCGGCGUCGCCUCUGCUCUCCGGCGGGGAGGAGGUGCCGAAGUUUUUCGGUGCUUUCGGAGGAGCCCCGCGCGUUGCUAUAGAAACUUGCCGGAACGGGCUGUGAACUCAGCCUUGCUCGCCCGUCCUGCGUCUGUGAAAUGGGUGGAGCGCUCUUGGUGCGAGCGGCGCCUCUGUCCCUCGCCGACUCCUCACUGCCCCGGAUCGGACCCUGCACGGGGCUCUAGAAGCUGGGAUCUGAAAAGCAAGUUGCCUGUUCGUUUGCAGAGCGGGCGAACCAGCGAGCAGUAUAGAGCAGGCCUGUGUCUGUAGAAGGGACACUCCAGGCAAGGUGGCCGGCAUCCCCCUCUGCAAAGACUCUCUGGCAGGAGACCCUUUCUGGGCUGGUGAGGCUGGAGGGUCAGCGGGCCCAAGGAUGGACGCUGUGGGGGAAGCUUCCAUUGCAGAAUGCUCGGACUGCCCCUCCACCUCGGGGCUCCGAGGCCGUCCCCGCCACGUCGUGCGCAGAGUGGCCUCCCAAGCGGUGACACGCAUGAAGCCGCCGGUGGGCAUUGUUUUCAUCACCCUCUUGUACUGCGGGGAGUUUGCAUCCGCCUGCGUCGUGAGCAUCUCCUACAGCCACUCAGAUGACAUCUUCUGGCUCUCCCUGACCCUUCUCUUGAUGCUGAUUCCCUCCGUCAUGGACCAGCUCACCCUCAUCUUUGUGAACCGGGACCUGACCAGCGACAAGCCCUGCAUACUCUUCAUGCAUCUUCUGCUGAUGGGGCCUCUCAUCAGGUGCUUGGAGGCCAUCGUGAUAUUCUACAGGAUUGGGCGGGAGGAAGAGCCGUACGUCACCAUCACGCGCAAGAAACACAUCCACAACAACUCCGAGUUUGAGCUGGAGCAGGAAGUGGGGCACUCGGUGCGAAAGCUGGUCACCCAGCGCAAUGCCUUCAAGCGCAUGGCCGUCAUCCAGGCCUUCCUGGGCUCCACCCCACAGCUCACCUUGCAGCUUUAUGUCAGUGUGAUGGAACAGUACGUCCCCACCAGCAGAGCAGUCUUGAUGUGCAUCUGCUUGCUCUCAGUCACCUACGGAGCCUUGGUCUGCAAUGCCCUGGCCAUCCAGAUUAAGUACGACGACUACAAGAUCCGCCUGCAUCCGUUGGCGUUCCUGUGCAUCAUCCUGUGGCGUGGCUUAGAAAUCUCCACCCGGAUCACCAUCUUGGUCCUCUUUGGGACCGUCUUCAAGUACUACGCAAUGGCGGUUGGUGGGGCCAACUUCCUGGUGUUCUUCUUCUUGCCGUGGAUACAGUUCUGGAGGACUGGUGCUCAGCUGCCGGACCACGUGGAGAAGAACUUCAGCAAGGUGGGCACGGUCUCAGUCCUGUGCUCCAUCACUCUGCUCUAUGCCGGCAUCAAUAUCUUCUGCUGGUCGGCUGUGCAGCUCAGACUGGCUGACCGGGAGUUGAUCAGCAAGUCCCAAAGCUGGGGCUGCCUGGUUCUUUUCUACGUGUUCCGUGGGCUGGAGAACAGCGUGCUGGUUGUCGCGUGGUACUUCUUCAAGACGGAUGUCUACGAGUACUUCUGCAGCCCCAUGCUGGUCUUGCAGCUGAUCGUGGCCUACUGCACGGCCAUCGCGUUCAUGCUCUUCUUCAUGCAGUACCUUCACCCGUGCCGCAGCCUCUUCACGCACAACAUCUCGGACUUCCUGCAGUGCGUUUGCUGCCAGCGGGUGGGAGCAGUCAAACCCUUGCAUCUGGAGCCCCCCUGUGAACCCGGUGUGAGGCACAGCGUCGUCUGACGCGCAUCCGGAGCCAAGCCGCUGCUGGGGGUCAGUACGGACCCCCUCUUCUGCCCAGUCCUGGGGCCCGUAACGAGAUAGGCCUUGCGUGGUGCUAUAAUUUAUACAGAGGCCUUUGGGCAGUGCUGCCCAGGUGGGGCUUUCUGGAGCGUCAUCUGGACUGAGGAGUUACGUCAGGGUGGGCAAGAAGGGUGUAAUCCCCUGUUCCCAGUUUCCCUGCAGAGCCAGGCCCGUGAGCGUCACGCCAGGACAGUGUAUGAUCAGGACUGAGCCGCUUCAGCUGAGAGGACGGUGUUGCAGUGCCCAGACAACAGCCAUUUGCUGAUGCUUCUGCUUGGCUGUGUUCAUUUGUGAAAUGCUGGGCUGAAAGAGACGCAGCCCGGGUGAAGGGCAGGGCUAGCACAUCAAAGAAGGAAAAAGCGAAGACCUGCUUGAGAGUGGCCAGAGGGUCUUGCUAGCAUACGUGUCCUAUGAGGGAAGCCGCCUUUGACACCACGGCCGUCCCAACAUCGGACAAGAUUGUGGCAUGGCAUUUUCACGGUGCUUGGACACCCCACCUAGCUUGGCCAGCUCUAGGUUUCUCCAUCCACACCAUAUUUAUUUAUCUGUUGACCUGAGAAUUGACCAUUUUAGCACUUGCACUGUGUCUUAAAAGAAUUUGGCCUUGUUUCAUGCUCUUGUUUCAACGGUUCUGGGCUGGACAACUGGACACAUGCUCAGGUUGGAAGCUUGGCAAAGUCUGGGGAAGGAGCAGACGCUGGGAUAUGUGGAGGGGAGGGAAUCCUGAAGCACCUGUGCCAUUCAGUACCUGAGCUGGGCAUGCAAGCUCACCUUUCACAAGAGGGGGUGAUCCUUAGCAGCACCCUUCCAUAUGGCAGAGGACGUCUUUGGCGUGGGGGAUUCUCAGUUGAAAUCAGCCCUGGUGGCCCCUGAAUAUGCUGUGCUGCGACAAGCGGCAUGUGCAAACUGUAAUGAAGAACCUAGGUCAGCUCAUCCCAGUCUCAAUGUGGUCUGGGCAGAUCUGCUGAGUAACUGACUCCUCCAUCCCAAUAUAAACUGCAGCUGAUAGACAAUCAACACGCAGGAAUAAAACAAAACGAAGAAUCAAAAAAUCCCCUCAUCAUGCUUUUGGUUCCCUUGUCUAUCCUGACCCCCAAACAAGCUGCCCUGUACAAUAUGCAUGACGAGACGCCCUAUUCUCAAAUACAAACUAUCCCAACGGGAAAGUCGUUGGCAAAACUGGGUGCCUGCAAGACCAGGCCAGGCUGACUGCAUUCUGCAUCCAGUCCCUGUAGUGAUUUAGUUUUGGAGAGUCGUGUGGUUUUGGACUGACCGCAGAUUUGGGGGAACCCUCAAGCCUGGGGUUCUGGGUAUCCCUGACACAUGCUGGCAGCAGGGGGCACUGAUCAAUAGGCGCUGGCUCAGUCCUCCCGCUAGCUUUUUCUGCACUGAUGUGAGGGGCAGGGGGCUGAGGAAGCAGGGACUGAGAACACAAGUGGCAUUGGUUGCGGCGGCUCCGUCAGGGAGCGUGGCCAGUUGGCCUUGUACUAGCCCGCUGCAUGUGACUUCGGGGGCCACCUAGCAUUCUUUGCAGCCCAGGCUGAUGCCACACCUGUCAGUUAGGACCCAUCCGGGACCAGCCUGGCUUCCCAAGCACAUAAAGGUGCUCCAUCAAGAAGGGCUCCCCUGGGGCAUUUUCUUUGCCCUAGGAAAAAGCUGCAAGGCAAACCCUUAUAUCAGCUUUCCUCAACCUACCAUCCUUCCAGGAGGGUGGGAUUGCAAGUUCAACCAUCCUCAUCCAGCAUGUGGAUGAUGAGGGUGGUAGUCCAAUGGAACUGGAAGGUGUCAGCCUUAGACUAUCAGAGACAUCAAUUCCUUUUGCUCCUCCUCAAAAUUUUGGAUUCCAGCUGCAUGAACUUAGUCACUCCUUUCCUGCCAGUUCUUCACAGCUGACAGGGAAGUAAAAGUCUUUAUUUUUCAGACCUUCCUUUCUUGCUCAAUACCUGAUUGGAUCUUCAGAUAAUCUGUUUGCCACAUCUAUAGGGCCUCUUAAGGCUCAAUCCUAUGCAGGUUUAGGCAGAACUCCUACAAUUCUUAGCAUUCCCCAGCCAGCCUUGCUGUUGAAGGACCUUUUCCUGUCUAAGCAUGCAUCAGGUUGUGCUUUCAUUGACUUUACAGUGUCUCUCCGAUAUCCAAGUAAUGUAUAAGGAACUUAUUUUCAACAUGUGCUGUGAACUACAAAUUCUGGUUGCAGAAAAGGAUUUCCGACCGCUCCUCCUCUUUACUUUAAAUGGCAGUCCUCUCUCUCUCAAGUAGCUCAGAGAUUUUUUCAAAAUAGGGUAAGCAACAUGGAUUAAAUAAAGAAAUAAAUCACAAGUCGCCCAUCCAAGCAAGCCAGGUCAGUAAGACGACGAAAGAGUUCUUUAGCAAGGCAUUCACAAUCCUCUGUGGCAUGGAUCACCCGUUCCCCUAAAAAUAACGGUGCCAGUCGGGGUUGCAGCACAGAGCUCGUGAGCCUGUGGCCAUUUUGCACCCCGCUGCCCUCCCGCCCAGUGAUUUUCAUUGCAAACAAAGUACCUGGGAAGCAGGCCCACCCUGCAGGAUGCUGUCCGUCCCUGAGCUAGGAAGCUGUAGCCGAACAUGUCUGGGAGCGUCAAGUCGGAGGACACUGGUGUAAGCGAUCUGCUUCCAUUACAUUCAACUGGCCACCUCCCUGCACGCGUCCCCCGUCUCACUGCUGCGCUGCUCGUCUCCUGGGUGGGCAGAGGGAAAGGCGUUGCUGGGCAUCUGCGGGAUCUGCUCACCACCCCCGUUGCCAGCGUAAGGCGAGUAACGGGUUGCAGCGGUGAGUGAGAGGAGGAGAAAGGAGCCCGGGGCUGAUCUCACCGAGCCUUUGCCAAGUGUCCAGCCAUGCUCUCCUUGAUGCCUGCUUUGGUCGCCAUGAAAUUAUAUUGUAAUCUCAUGUAGUGUGUUCUAUUACAGAUGUUCAGAUCAACCUGGCUCCAGAUAGUAUUUCAGCCCCGAGAGAUGCCUCCUGACAGAUAGAAAGCUACCACUGGGUGGCAGCCUUGAUCGCAUGAUGUUAACGCAAAGUAGUUCCAGCCGGAAAGUAAAGCUGAAAUUAAUUUGCAACUGGCUGAGAUUUUCCAUUUUGCAGUCAUAUCGUGAACGUGAAAUACUGAGCUCGAAACUGAAAUGUGCAUUUUGAAUGUGAAAGUUUACCUUCAAGUGCUUUAGACUUGGUUUCUUUGUUUGCUUUAGCAGGCAUCAACAAUGAAAUUUUGUACGCUGUCAAGUACAAAAUGCCAUUGCAUGUUGCCUAUCCAAUGCUGUCAAGUGCCAAAUGUUAUUCCAUGUCAAGUAGAAUAUACAGUCAAUGAUUCAAUUCUAUUGCAUGCAAGCAUCAGAAAUUACUAUGUCUGAUAUGUCAACAAUCCAAUACUAUGAAGUAUUAACUACUGAAAUAAAAUCUUACAGGCUGUGAAACACAA
Molecule: messenger RNA, 5274 nt
Organism: Varanus komodoensis (Komodo dragon)
Lineage: Eukaryota; Metazoa; Chordata; Lepidosauria; Squamata; Varanidae
Gene: XKRX
Product: XK related X-linked
Exons: 3
Coding region: 416-1783 (455 amino acids)
Cellular component (GO): membrane
Source: RefSeq, a predicted model, not a curated record